CAAGCAAACCACAUGUUCUCCACAAUUUUCAUCCCCACGAAUUAAAACAAAAACAAAAAUCUAUUCAUUAUUUAUUUAAAUUUCCAUUUUUUUUCAAAACACAAAAAGCUUUUUGAGGAUAAGCAACUUGUGGAAACCUUGUGGCACACACCAGUUCUAUUAUCCCCAUAUACUUUCAUCAUCCCUUCAUCCUCACAAACCAACUCACACCACAAAACAUGGCUUCUUUGAACAUGUUUCUUGCUCCGGCGACCGCUAUAUCCUCUACCAACACCACCACCACCAGCACCACCAACAACAUGAUCACCACUAGACCAGCAAGAAGAGUACAAACAUUUGCCACAGCUGCAAAGGGUUCAGGUGGAAGCAGUGAGGAGAAAGGUUUUCUUGAUUGGCUAGUGGGUGCAUUAGAGAAAGAUGGGUUUGUUGAGACUGACCCAAUAUUACAGAAGGUGGAGGGGAAAAGUGGUACUACUACUAUCACCGGAAAGAAGACCACCUCAUCGGCGGCACCACCCAAGAAGAGUGGUGGAGAUGGUGGUGGCUUUGGUGGGUUUGGUGGACUCUUUGCUAAGAAAUGAUCAUCUAUGGAUGUUAUCAUGUUAGUUUGAAAAUUUUAUUAAUUUUGGUAUAAUGUCAUCGGAUUUGAUCUUUGAUUAUAAAAAGUAUAUUUUGUGCGCACAAAUUAAAGGAUUAUGCAUUUGUUCUCAAAUUUUGUUGAUUACAGAAUAUGUGAAUGUUUUGCUGUC
Helianthus annuus (common sunflower) is the source of this 749-nucleotide messenger RNA. RefSeq lists its product as uncharacterized. Lineage: Eukaryota; Viridiplantae; Streptophyta; Magnoliopsida; Asterales; Asteraceae. Gene Ontology annotation, cellular component: chloroplast. The coding region runs from base 219 to 581 and encodes 120 amino acids. The record is from RefSeq and is a predicted model, not a curated record. The transcript has a single exon.